AUGUCGGAAGACGCCUUGUCAGCACUUUGGUUGCAGCGAUUGCCUAGUAACAUUCGUUGCAUCUUAUCUGCGUGCAGCUCCAAGGAUGUUAAUCAAAUGGCCGAAUUGGCAGAUAGAAUAACUGACAAUAUGCCCACUCCUCAUUAUGUUAUGGCUACCGCAUCUGCAAUUAACCGACGCAGUAACACAGAGGAAUCAACAUUGGAGGCACGUGUGACAGCGUUAGAAAUAUCUCUGCAACAAGUGGUAAGUAAACUAAGUGAAAUAGCAAUAGAGCUCAGACGACCAGCAAACUCACAGGGGCGAAUCAGGGCUCGCAGUUCUAGCAGAACUCAGUUUAAAAGUCAGCGUGAAGAUCGAAAAGUCUGUUAUUAUCACAUUAAAUUUGGAACAGCUGCAACAAAAUGCUUAAAACCAUGCGAGUUCGGCUGCCAAACAACUAAUAUCAAACAGAAGGAAAACUAA
Teleopsis dalmanni is the source of this 465-nucleotide messenger RNA. RefSeq lists its product as uncharacterized. Lineage: Eukaryota; Metazoa; Arthropoda; Insecta; Diptera; Diopsidae. The record is from RefSeq and is a predicted model, not a curated record. The transcript has a single exon. Bases 1 to 465 code for a protein of 154 amino acids.